Messenger RNA from Babjeviella inositovora NRRL Y-12698, 1068 nucleotides. Its product is annotated as zinc-binding dehydrogenase. The record is from RefSeq and is a predicted model, not a curated record. Lineage: Eukaryota; Fungi; Ascomycota; Pichiomycetes; Serinales. The transcript has a single exon. Bases 1 to 1068 code for a protein of 355 amino acids. Gene Ontology annotation, molecular function: zinc ion binding; oxidoreductase activity.
AUGUCCAUUCCAGCCACCAAAUCAGGCUACGGUUUUAUUCGUGGCCAAAAAACCAUUCAGAAGCUCACCAACCUCCCUGUUAAGUUACCCCAGGGCUCUGAAAUCCUUCUCCGCGUGCACGCUGCCGGGAUGUGCCAGUCGGACCUCCAUCUUCUCCACGCCCAGGAAACCCACAUUCCUGAUUCCUUCGUCAUGGGUCACGAAAUUGCCGGUGAAAUCGCUGCCGUGGGGCCAAAUGUCAACACCAAGAAGUUCCCUCUUGGGUUGCGCGUUGCGGCGCAAAUCUGCAAUGCCUGUGGGGACUGUGAGUUCUGUCGUCAGGGCCUGGAUAGUUGUUGUACAGGUAACGAUGGCCAGGCGUUUGGUCUCAGCUGUGACGGUGGCUACCUGCCAUUUCUCCUCAUCACCAACCCGAGAUGUUUGCUCCCAAUCCCAGACAAUGUGUCUUACGAAAUCGCCGCUAUUACUUCCGAUGCCAUGUUGACUCCCUUCCACGCAGUUAAAAAGGCAGGUGUCUGUCCAGGGAACAAGGUUUUGAUGUUCGGGCUCGGAGGGUUGGGUUCCAGUGCCUUGCAGAUUUUGAAGAACUAUGGGUGCCAGGUUGUGGUGGUUGAGCAGAAGGAGUCCGCUCGCGCGCUCGCUAAUAAGCUUGGGGCAGACGGCUUUUUCACUAGUGCACUGUCUCCAGAAUUCAAUGCGGCGUACAAGCCAAAUUCGUUUGACGUUUGUUUCGAUGUCUGCGGUGUCCAGGAGACAUUCGAAGCGUGUGUAACUUACGUAAAGUACAAGGGAACCAUUGUGCCAAUUGGGUUGGGGCGUUCAAAGUUGUUUUUCCGUGCCUUGACUUUUGCGAGUAAGGAGGCGAGAAUUCUCGGCACUUUCGGUGGAUCCUCAGCCGAACAGCUCGAGUGCAUGGAGUGGGUGAGCAAGGGAAUGGUUACCCCUAUCGUUGGGGCUGUCUAUGACCUUGACGAGUUACCAAAUCAGUUAGAGAAGAUGGCCAAGGGAGAGAUUAGCGGAAGGGUUGUGUUCAGACCACAGAGUGUACUCAGAGAUGCGAAACUUUGA